Molecule: messenger RNA, 1055 nt
Organism: Metopolophium dirhodum (rose-grain aphid)
Lineage: Eukaryota; Metazoa; Arthropoda; Insecta; Hemiptera; Aphididae
Exons: 2
Coding region: 13-954 (313 amino acids)
Source: RefSeq, a predicted model, not a curated record
GUAAAAAUUGAAAUGGCUAAUAGCCGUUGGAAUGAGGAAACAACUUUGAAAUUUGUUCAAUUGUACCGCGAACAUGAAAACCUUUGGAACAUGUUUGUUCCUGAAUAUCGAAAUCGUGAUACCAGAAGUGCGUCAAUGCAAUUUAUUGGUAGGGAAUUAAAUAUUCCCAACUUCACUAUGAAAGACGUACCAAAAAAAAUAAAAUCUUUGCGGUCAACAUACUAUUUAGAACUUGCGAAAGUUGAAAAAAGUAAGGCUAGUGGCGGAGGCACUAGUUUUGUUUACAAACCUCUAGUACCGUGGUAUACUGAUAUGAGCUAUAUUAUUAAUACAGCAACGGUGAAAGGAAAAGAAACCGACAGUAAUUUGGAAAUCGGAACCCAAAACACAAUUAAAGACAAUGAUGACACCACUUCAAACUUAAAUAAUGAAGAAGCUGUUGAUGAUGAUUUAAUUGAUAAUAGUGCAACAGUGUCACAUGUUGAACAAUUAGAAAAUACUCUUAGAAGUGAAAAUACUACAUUUAAUCUGCCAUCGCGUUCAAAACUUAGAGGAAAGAGAAGAUUGGAGGUCAUAACUGACGCUGUACAAGAUUUAAAAAAUUUGAAUCAAUCAAUGAACCCAUCAACAACAGCUAGGGAAGACGAGUGUGAUGUCAUAGGUAAACAUAUAGCUAUUAAAUUGCGUGAGCUAAUAGAAUACGACAGAGUACUAGCAAACUUUGACAUUCAAAAAAUUCUUAUGAAUUACCGGUUGGAAAACAUGAACAGGCAAUCAUUAUCAUCAUCAUCAAUAACUACAUUUCCCAUGCCUAAUAGUACUGCUUCUACUAUAGAAUCAAUUCCAUGCACACCAGAGACAAAUUCAAGUGAACAAAGUACUACUAGAGACAUUAUAAAUUCAGCUAUGGUUUAUAGUGAUGUAGGUUCUGAAUUUUAUAGAUCCAGUGUUUGAUGAUUUAUUUUUAUUAUUACAAUUUGUUAAAAUUGUGAUUUCAUUUAUUUGUUUUUAUUAUUACAAUUUGUUGUAAAGGUUAAUCAUUUAUGUUAUUAUUA